This is a messenger RNA of Callorhinus ursinus (northern fur seal), 2707 nucleotides long. NCBI's taxonomy places the organism in Eukaryota, Metazoa, Chordata, Mammalia, Carnivora, Otariidae. The record is from RefSeq and is a predicted model, not a curated record.
ACUAUCAGCACCGGCGGCAGAGGCUCUGGGACUGGGGCGGGUCCGCUUCCCCCGCGGCUCCUCGGCACCGAGCAGGGAAGGACGGUAAAACACGCGCCUUUGUUGCCCUCCACGAGCCCCGUCGUGGGACCGGCUGCCUUGCGCGGAGGUGUCCCCCGGGGCUGCGCCCUUCCCGCGGCCUUCGCAUCCGCGCCCUGUCCUCGUACGCCCCCGGCCGCGGCGCCCUAAGCCUGUGCGCUUCUUCACGCGGGGGAGACGGGCUCGGAGGGCGGCGGUCGGCCCGAGGUCUCCCCGCCUGGUGGAGCUUUGGGGUUCCGGCCGAUCCCGCAGGGCCUGUCCGGUUUGCCCGCUUCUGCUCACAGGAUCCCAUGGCAGCCCUGGCGCUGAUGGAUGGGGCUCAGGGCUGUGUGACCUUCGAGGAUGUGUUCGUGUACUUCUCCCGGGAGGAGUGGGAGUUCCUUGAGGAAGCUCAGAGACUCCUGUACCGUGAUGUGAUGCUGGAGAACUUUGCACUUGUGGCCUCACUGGGUUGUUGGCGUGAAACAGAUAAUGAGGAGACUCCUUCUGAGCAGAGCAUUUCUAUAGGAUUGUCGCAGCUCAGGACUCCCGAGUCAGGUGCAUUUAUCCAGAAAGCCCACCCAUGUGAGGUGUGUGACCCGCUCUUAAAAGACGUUUUGCACUUGGCCGAACACCAGGGAUCACACCCCUUGCAGAAACUGUACACACGUGGCCCAUGUGGGAGAGGAUUCUUGAUCAGUGCAAACUUUUACCAGCACCAAAAGCGAUAUAGUGGAGAGGAUCUCUUCAGUGGGAGUGUUAGUGGGGCCUCAUAUAUGAAGAGCUGUGCAGUCCACAUGUUAGGGAGACCCUUUACUUGCAGGGAGGAAGGGAUGGACUUGCUGGACAGGUCUGGCCUCUUCUUUUGCCAGACCACUGGCAAUGGGAUGAUUCCAUACGAAAGGACUGAGUUCAUGGAAUCUUUCCCACACAGUGCCAGUCUUGGCCAACACCAGGGAGACCAUGAUGGACUGGUGCUUUUCAAUUGCACUGACAAUGGGAAGGGCUUCCUGAAUACCUUUACUCUCCUUGGCAACCGGGUGAAUGAUACUGAAGUAAGACCUUUUAGAUUCCCACCUUGUGGAAGUAUGUCCAAGGAGAGAUCAGCACUUACUAAUCACAGAAAAGUUCACAGUGGAGAAAUAUCACAUGUGUGUAAAGAGUGUGGAAAGGCCUUCAUUCAUUUGUCUCACCUAAAAAUGCACCAGAAAUUUCACACUGGAAAAAGACAUUACACAUGUAGUGAAUGCGGGAAGGCCUUCAGCCGCAAAGACACACUUGUUCAACACCAGAGAGUUCACACUGGGGAAAGGUCUUAUGACUGCAGUGAGUGUGGAAAAGCCUACAGCAGAAGUUCCCACCUUGUUCAACACCAGAGAAUUCACACUGGCGAAAGGCCUUAUAAGUGCAGUGAAUGUGGAAAAGCCUUCAGCCGCAAAGACACUCUUGUGCAGCACCAGAGGUUUCAUACUGGAGAAAGGCCUUACGAGUGCAGUGAAUGUGGGAAAUUCUUUAGCCAAAGCUCCCACCUUAUUGAGCACUGGAGAAUUCACACUGGGGCAAGGCCUUAUGAAUGCAUUGAAUGUGGAAAGUUUUUUAGCCAUAACUCGAGCCUCAUUAAACAUCGGAGAGUUCACACAGGAGCAAGGUCUUAUGUGUGCAGCAAAUGUGGGAAAGCUUUCAGCUGCAAAGACACACUUGUUCAGCACCAGAUAAUUCACACUGGAGCAAGGCCUUACGAGUGCAGCGAAUGUGGGAAAGCCUUUAGUCGUAAAGACACACUUGUGCAGCACCAGAAAAUCCACACUGGAGAAAGGCCUUAUGAGUGUGGUGAAUGUGGAAAAUUUUUUAGCCAUAGCUCCAACCUUAUUGUACACCAGAGAAUUCACACUGGAGCGAAGCCUUAUGAGUGCAGUGAAUGUGGAAAAUGCUUCAGCCACAAUUCCAGCCUCAUUCUACACCAGAGAGUUCACACCGGAGCAAGGCCUUAUGUGUGCAGUGAAUGUGGAAAAGCCUACAUUAGUAGCUCCCACCUUGUUCAACACAAGAAAGUUCACACUGGAGCAAGACCUUAUGAAUGUCGUGAAUGUGGGAAAUUCUUUAGCCGAAACUCUAGCCUCAUUCUACAUCAGCGGGUUCACACUGGAGAAAAGCCUUACGUGUGCAGCGAAUGUGGGAAAGCCUACAGUAGAAGUUCCCAUCUUGUUCGGCACCAGAAAGUUCACACUGGAGAAAAGCCUCAUGAAUGCAAUAGAUUUGACGAUCCUUUAGCUACAUCUCUUAAACUUGUUUAGCAACAGAAAGCUCACACUAAAGAAAGGCCUUAUGAAUGCAGAAAAUGUUCCAUCUCUUUGUUCGACCUGAUAGGAUUCACACCAGAAAAAAUCUCUGUGAGUACCCUUUGUGAGGGAACCAUCAACCAGCAGGUGAACCUUGUACAUUCAUACAGGUAUCAUGGGGAGAUUCCCAGUUAGUACCACGUAGGUGGGAAGCUUUUAUAGGUGCAUUGCACUUUCUAAACUGUCCAGGGCUCUUGACAGAGUUCUGUCACUGCCAGUGCCUGUGGCAGGAGCCAUCUCAUUACUACCAGCUGUCAAAGGUCCCACAGUGUGUGUCAGUCACUCCAGUAUGCUCGGGGAAGGCAGACCCC